Molecule: messenger RNA, 3619 nt
Organism: Neoarius graeffei (lesser salmon catfish)
Lineage: Eukaryota; Metazoa; Chordata; Actinopteri; Siluriformes; Ariidae
Gene: prtgb
Product: protogenin homolog b (Gallus gallus)
Exons: 19
Coding region: 1-3453 (1150 amino acids)
Biological process (GO): axon guidance; cell-cell adhesion
Cellular component (GO): plasma membrane; axon
Molecular function (GO): protein binding
Source: RefSeq, a predicted model, not a curated record
AUGGCGCUCAUUCGGCGGAAGAAAAGUCAGCAGCUGCUGGUUUUGUGUUGGGUUUUGUUGCUUCCAGUUGUUUUCUGUUUCAGUGAGUUGUCUUUCGUGAUCGAACCGAGCGACAAGAGGGUAUCUCAGAACGAUCAUGUAGUGAUGGACUGCUUGGCCCAAGGAGAGCCACCUGUGGACGUCCGAUGGCAGAAAAACGGGGCCAGAGUUCUAGAGAGUGAUCGUAUUCAUUUCUUGCCUAAUGGCUCUCUGUAUCUGUCAUCUGUAAGCAGAGGAGGAGAACAAUCAGAUGAAGGCUUUUAUCAGUGCCUUGCUCGCAACAAAUACGGAGCCAUCCUAAGCCAAAGAGCUCGUCUUACAAUCUCAAGCAUCUCAUCCUUUGUGACCCAACCUUCUCCUGUGGUAGUUAACGAGGGUUCUGUAGCUAGGUUUUCCUGCAGUGUUAAUGCCAACCCGCAAGCCAUAAUCACAUGGGAAGUCAACCAAAAAGUUUUACCUCUGGAAACAGAGAGAAUUGCUGUGUUGCCAAAUGGAGUUUUGCAGAUCCAUGAGGUAAAACUGGAGGAUGCUGGGUUUUACCGCUGUGUCGCCACCAACACUGCCAGUCAGCUAAGAAGCAGGGAGGCCAUGCUUACUAUCAACCCAGUGCCUGGAGCCAGACCACUCAUGAAGCCCCAGAUCAUUGCAGGACCACAGAAUACCAGUGCCAGCCUGCACCAAACGGUUGUUCUUGAGUGUGUAGCAGAGGGCAACCCUCGCCCCCUGGUGUCUUGGAGCAGGGCCGACUCAAAGCCCAUAGAUGUGUUUGGGGUGAAAGUGUUGGGAAAUGGGAACCUUGUCAUCUCCAAUGUAAAAGCCCAUCACAGUGGAGUUUACCUGUGUAGAGCAACAACACCACGCACACGUAACUACACCAUCGCUGCUGCAAACCUUACUGUGCUCGUGCCUCCAUCAAUAGUGGAGAAGCCAGAGAGUCAGACUCGGCCCAGAGCAGGCACGGCUCGCUUUAGCUGUCAGGCAGAAGGUAUGCCAGCUCCCCGCAUCAAGUGGCUGAAGAAUGGGGAAGCCAUCCACUCCAAUGGCAGGAUUAAAAUGUACAACAGUAAAUUGGUGAUAACCCAGAUCAUUCCUGAGGAUGAUGCCAUCUACCAGUGCCAGGCUGAGAACUUGCAGGGCUCGGUUCUCUCCAUGGCACGGCUGAUUGUAGUCAUGUCAGAGGAUCGGCCCAGCGCGCCCCGAAACAUUCAUGCUGAAACCAUCUCCAGCUCUGCCAUCUUACUGGCCUGGGAGAGGCCUCAGUACAACGCAGAUAAAGUCAUUGCCUACUCAGUGCAUUACAUGAAGGCAGAAGGUCUGAACAAUGAAGAGUACCAAGCAGUGAUUGGAAAUGACACAACUAGCCACAUUGUGGAUGAUCUGGAGCCGGCAUGUAACUACAUGUUUUAUAUAGUGGCCUACAUGCCCAUGGGAGCCAGCCGUAUGUCUGAGCAAAUCACACGACACACACUGGAGGAUGUGCCUGUCCGUACUCCUGAGCUAAGCCUUAGUAGUCGCAGCCCCACAGACAUUCUGGUGUCCUGGCAGCCUCUUCCUGCCAAGUUAAGUCGCGGACGUGUCUCUGCCUACCGCCUGUCUUUCCGCACUGCCACUGAUGAACAGGUGAGCUCUGUAGAGCUGCCUGGAAACAGUAGGAACUCCACCCAAUACCUUCUUCAGGACCUGGAGCCUGACACCAUUUACCUUCUGCGUAUUGAGGUGUCCACCCGCGCGGGCUGGAGCAAACCAUCGGCCUGGAGCUCUCACCGCACACCCAAAACUUCUAAAGCCACAGUACCCUCUGCCCCUAAUCUGGUAUUGGAGCCCUUUAACUGCACUUCAGUUACUGUACGCUGGCAUCCUGCACCCAGUGAUGCUGUCGUCCAGGGUUACAAACUUUCCUGGCAUCCUGAUGGCAAAUCGGAGAGCUCGACUAUCCAGCUCCGCCCUCAGGACUACCAGCAUACUAUUGAAGCACUUGAUCCAAGGAGAAAGUAUCAUGUGAAUCUUUUGGCCUUCAGUGCUCAUGGUGAUGGCUAUCAAGCACAUCAGACUGUCAGCACUACUGGCUGUCCUUCUGCUCCAAACAGGAGGCUGGCCACACUACCUGCUCCGGAUCACGUCCACGGUCAGGCCAACAGCUCCUCAUCCGUCAGCCUCAGCUGGGGCCGACCUGCCUUUAGUUCUGGAAAAUCAGUCAGUUAUUCUGUUCGCUAUGGCCCUUUGGCUCCAUACAAUGCUUCGGCAGUGCGCUAUCUCCAAACAAAUGAACAGACAGUAAUGGUGGAGGGACUGAAGUCUAAUACACGGUAUGAGUUUGCUGUACGUUUACACAUGGAUCACAUGUCCAGCCCCUGGAGCUCUCCCAUAUAUCUCAGAACCCUUCUAGAAGCUCCAUUGUCUCCUCCUCUGGGGGUGAGAGUAACUCUGAUAGAGGAAGACACAGCCUUGGUGUCCUGGAGGGAGCCAGAACAGCCCAACCUGACUGUGAGCCACUACACAAUUCUCUAUGCCCCACAGAGAGCAUGGUUAGCAGGAGACUGGCAGGUCUUACAGAGAGAAGGGAGCAAUACUAUGGCUCUGUUAGAAAAGCUGGAGCCUGGUAAUGUUUACCUGGUGAAGAUCUCCGCCUCAAACCAAGCAGGUGAUGGCCCUUUCUCCAUCACCGUGGAACUUCCUGUGCUGAGGGGCAAAACUCACCCGGGCAAAAACCCUCGCCAUACCUACAGCCAGACUAAGACUAUAGGAAGUCUCUAUUAUCUUGACGAGAAAUCUAUGACUGGCAUUACAAUUGGUGUGUGUAUAGCACUGACCUGCAUCAUUACCUGUAUCUUCAUCCUAAUCACUAAAAGCAAAGCAAGGAGAAAUUCUUCAUCCUCAAAGAUGAGUGGACAAAUGAGUGCUGAGAUGAUUCAUAAUGGUGUGCCACAAGCCAAUCACCUGCAGAUGGAGAACGCUGAGGUUUUGGUACCGAUGAUGGGAAAUCACUAUGUUGACACCAAGGGUGGCUCAGCUUUGAUGAUAAACCAUGAUGGACCCAUCAUCAGUAACAGUCAGGACACACAGGCAAGGAAAUGGAACGUUUUCAGACGUACAGAAAAACACACUCCAAAAAAUAUCCAGGCAGUGGAGCGAGGCUGUUUUUAUGAGGUGGAGAAGAUGGUGUUGCAGUAUGAGCAGGAGCAGGCCAGCGCAUCUCUCCAGCACUCGGCCUUACAGGUCUUCUAUCAACCACUCGGGGAGUCUGAGAGCUCUCAGACCAGUGAGGGCAGCGGAGAAACAGGGGAUUCUGGAAACUUCUCUCAGGAUGAGGCUGAACCGAACAGCUCUAACAUCUGUGAAGAGAAAAGGAACAGCUCAGAAAAUGUGGGUGAUGCAUCAAACAUUGUAAAAAUCAGUCCGCAUGUUUCAUCAUGAAUCGCAGCUACUUUUCUCAAGCACAGUACACAGCCAGUGAUGCAGGUGAAACAGGUUUGCACAUUCUCCAUCUCGGGUUAUGCUGCUCACCAGGAAACAGAGGAAAGACCAAAGACCAGAGUUUCUCAAUCAAACGACAAAAAUACGUUCAAAUAGUUUUACCAAA